This is a messenger RNA of Leptonychotes weddellii (Weddell seal), 946 nucleotides long. The record is from RefSeq and is a predicted model, not a curated record. Lineage: Eukaryota; Metazoa; Chordata; Mammalia; Carnivora; Phocidae.
CCAAUGAGCGGCUGCACAGUGGCCGGAGGCGGGGCGGCGGCGGCGCUCGGCGCGGUCUGCGGCUCUGCUGGUCCGGGUCAUGGAGGCGCCCACCGCCCGCCUGGUCCUGCUCUUGCUGCUCGGGGCCUGGGCCCCGGGGCCGGGCAGCGCCUCCCCGGAGGCACCGCUGCUGGUCAACGAGGACGUGAAGCGCACGGUGGACCUCAGCAGCCACCUGGCUAAGGUGACGGCCGAGGUGGUCCUGGCGCACCCGGGCGGCGGCUCCACAUCCCGCGCAGCUUCCUUCCUCCUGGCCCUGGAGCCCGAGCUCGAGGCCCGCCUGGCGCACCUCGGCGUGCAGGUGAAGGGAGAAGAUGAGGAAGAGAACAAUUUGGAAGUACGAGAAACCAAAAUUAAGGGUAAAAGUGGGAGAUUCUUCACAGUCAAGCUCCCAGUUGCUCUCGAUCCUGGGGCCAAGGUUUUGGUCAUUGUGGAAACAGUCUAUACCCAUGUGCUUCAGCCGUAUCCAACCCAGAUCACCCAGUCAGAGAAACAGUUUGUCGUGUUUGAGGGGAACCAUUAUUUCUACUCUCCCUAUCCAACGAAGACACAGACGAUGCGUGUGAAGCUUGCCUCCCGAAACGUAGAGAGCUACACCAAGCUGGGGAACCCCACGCGCUCUGAGGACCUCCUGGAUUAUGGACCUUUCAGAGACAUCCCUGCUUACAGUCAGACCAUCCUCCCUGCCGCUGCCCAGGACGUUUACUACCGGGACGAGAUUGGCAAUGUUUCCACUAGCCACCUCCUUAUUUUGGACGACUCUGUAGAGAUGGAAAUCCGGCCUCGCUUCCCUCUGUUUGGCGGGUGGAAGACCCAUUACAUCGUUGGCUACAACCUCCCAAGCUAUGAGUACCUCUAUAAUUUGGGUCAGUUUUUAGUAGUUAGGGAGUAAAAAGGGGAGAGACUA